This is a messenger RNA of Eleginops maclovinus (Patagonian blennie), 4437 nucleotides long. RefSeq names its product zinc-binding protein A33-like. The record is from RefSeq and is a predicted model, not a curated record. The coding region runs from base 108 to 1790 and encodes 560 amino acids. Lineage: Eukaryota; Metazoa; Chordata; Actinopteri; Perciformes; Eleginopidae. The transcript is spliced from 10 exons. Gene Ontology annotation, molecular function: zinc ion binding; protein binding.
CUUUGAAACUGCUGUCCUUGUUUAUUUCGAGAAGACUGUUUUGACUGCAUCCACACUGCUAACAACACACGAGGAGCAUCAGAUCUUCGACACACACAGUCAGAAACAUGGCCUUUGCUCUGUCCAAGGAUCAGUUUCGGUGCAGCAUCUGCCUGGAUGUCUUCCGCAACCCCGUCUCCAUCCCAUGUGGACACAACUACUGCCUGGGAUGCAUCAAACGCUUCUGGGAUACGAGGAAUAGGUCGGAGUGUCCUCUGUGCAAAGAAGACUUCAAACCCCGUCCGGAUCUCAGGGUCAACAUAGGCUUGAGAGACAUCACGGAUCAAUUUAAAAAGUCUAUAAAGGGCCAGCCUCAAUACAAGCCAGCCCCGCCAAAGAGGAUGGGGCAUAGACGACAACAAUCGAUGUCGGAAGAAGUUGUCUGUGACAUCUGCCAAGGAAAGAAUAUAAUGGCGGUGAAGUCUUGCCUCGUCUGCCAGGCGUCUUACUGUGAAAUUCACCUGACGCCACACCUAAGGGAUCCAGUGUUGACGAAGCACAUGCUGACGGAUCCGGCCACCUUCGUCUCCAGUUGCCUCUGCAGAAGUCACAACAUGCUCCUGGACAUGUUUUGCAAGAACGAACAGACACCUAUUUGUGGGAAAUGUAGAGAGAGGGACCACAGAUACCAUGAGAUCGUCCCCAUUGAGAAGGAGAGCAAGAGGGUCAGGACUCAGAUGAAGAAGAUCGAAGCAGAGUUUAAUCAGAUGGUCCAGGAAAGAAUCAGAAAGCUUAAUGAGAUCCACGUGUCAGCAGAGUUGAGGAAAAAAGAUAGAGAACGGCAGAUCCAAACAAGCAUUCAGGAGGUCCGCAGGGUGAUAAGCGUCAUUGAGAAAGACCAGUCGUUGCUCAUGGAGAAGAUUGAGCAGAAGCAUGCAGCCGCUGACAGGACGGAGGAGGAGCUCAUCAAGGAUCUCAGGAAGGAAAUUAAUGAGCUGCAGAGAAGAAGAAGUGAGCUGCAUCUCCUGGAGACCACCGAGGAACCUCUUCAUCUGCUAAAGAGUUUCCCCCCUCUGAGUGCUCCACUGGCCACCACGGACUGGUCCCAGGUCACAGUUUACUCGGACAGCUACAUGGGGAUUCUGAGGAGAUCUUUCACCAAGCUGGUGAAUUUGUGCCAGAGAAUUGAAAAGAAACUGUCUACCGAAGAGUUGAGUUUGGCAAGUCAAUAUGCAGUGGAUGUGACUUUGGAUCCAGUGACUGCUUCCGCUUGGCUGUGUCUGUCCCCGGAUGGGAAACAGGUGAGCCUCAGCAGCCAGCAGAAGAAACCCCCUCCCCCAGACGACCCUCUCAGAUUUGACUCCUGCGUCUCCGUUCUGGGGAAACAAAGCUUCUCUUCUGGGAGACGUUACUGGGUGGUCCAGGUUGGGGAUAAAUCAGACUGGGAUCUUGGUGUGGCGAGGGAGUCCAUCAACAGGAAGGGGGCCAUCACGGUGCGCCCCGACGGCGGUUACUGGGCGAUCUGCCGGCGAAAAGGGAUUCUCAGUGCUUGUGCCGGACCCUCCGUUGCCCUCCACCUCCAGGAAAAUCUCCAGAAAGUGGCCCUCUACCUGGACUACGAGGAAGGGUCGGUGUCCUUCUACGACGCAGAUGCAAAGACCCACAUUUACACUUACACGGGUUGUCUAUUCACUGAGCCUAUCUACCCGUACUUAAACCCGUGUCUUCAUGACAACGGGAGAAACACCGCCCCAUUGAUCAUCUGUCCUGUUGAGGUUGGGGCCCCUGCAGAGAUGAAUCUGACCUUUUAGGGGUUAUUUAGAUCCAGCAUUUUAACAGGAGACUGGGGGCUCUUGUUUGGAGGAUAAAGUCUGUGCACAUUUCCUUAUCCGCCAUGAGAAAACUUGGAAUUUGACUAACACUACGCAUUAGUAAAUAAGGCGUUUAAGACGUAUUAUUGAAAUGCACAACAUCGGGAUACAAAGUCAAAAUUGCAUAACCAUGUGUUUCCCCUAAACAGCCAGUAGGGGGCAGUUGCUCCAGUUGUAUUGAAGUCUAUGAGAAAAUGACCCUACUUCUUACUUGAUUUAUUAUCUCAGUAAACAUUUUCAUAAUGAGUGUUUGGUCUCAACUGCUUGUCUAUUGUCUUCCUCAUGAUGUUGGUCUAAAUGUAGAGUAAUAAAGCCGUUCAAGCGUCAUAAGCUUUGUGGUGGGGCCAACUUGUUUCGACAGGUUGCUCGAUGUUGUCGGCUUUGUUGUUGUACAAAUUCUCUUGUACUUUGCUCCACCCAAUCGUUGGCAUUUGUAGUUUCAAAGAAUCAAGGUGGUAACGACCAAAAUACCAAAAUGGAGGCUUCUAUUUUUGGAGCACAUGUGGCCACCGUAAACCGGAUUUGAAUGUGAUUGUUGAUACGUUCUGAUUCUGCGACUAAGCUAUAGAACCUGUUUCGGUUUGAUGACUGAUUGUUUUUAUUUGAUUUUCCCAUUUGUAAAAUAAUCCUGACUUUUUUUGCAUCAUGUUUUUUUCCACUACACAAAACGCAAUUUUUUUAAAGCUGCAUUUUUUUUUUUUUACAAGUGUAAGUGUUUAUUGCCAGAUCACCUUAAUAUAGAACAGCUGGGAACACUACACUACGGUUCAUGCAUUUAUCCAUGAGGUUUAUUAUAUAUUUGUUUUUAACCCCUGUUUCCAAACAUGGAACUGCUUCUAACAUAUUUCUACAAAAAUGAUUUAAUUGUUUUAAUUAUUAUUAUUUUUUUGUUGUUGCCUUUAAUCGGAUAGGACAGUGGAGAGUGACAGGAAAGUGGGAGAGGUGGGAUCCGGAAAGGACCACGGUUCGGGAAUCGAACCCGGGUCGCCGGUGUGCGGUGCAGGUGCCCCAGCCAGUUGUGCCACGGCCGGGGCCGGCUGUGCUUUAUUAAAACUAACAAUGCACAGUAGAGCUGCAAACGGACACACUGGAUGUGAUAGGUUUGCACAAAAGAAGGCUGCAUUUGGAGGAGCCCUUGAAAUGGGACAGGCCUCGUGAGACCCUGAAUUGGGGUGUAUCUCGAGUCCCAGCUGGCAUCACUUGUGAAAGUAUUUGUGUUGUAUGGGAGCUAUUGAGGUGCACAGCACAAAUAUACAGAACUAUAAAUAUGCUUCCAAUUUUAGCCAUGCUUCCUUUGGGCAUUCCAGUACCGGCCUGCUGACCACUUUGGUCCAGACUGAAGUGCCUCAACUUAUCUUCAACGGAUCUGAACAAACUUUGCUGCAGAUAUUAAUGUUUCUAUGAGAAGGAAUUCUACUGAUGUUGUUGACACCAGACCUUACUUCAGAACAAAACUGUGACAUUUCCAUCCGCAUCUGGUUAAAAGUCAUGCUGCUAAUUAGAAAACAUCAGCGUGCAAAGGAGAGUAAACGUGGUUAACAUCAUGCUUGCUAAACAUGCGUGUUUUUUGCGUGGUUACGGUGAGAGUUAAGGUCAGGCUAACCUUAGCAUUUAGCUGUAAUCCCUGUGUUGUCUAAUUGACUCAAUUACACCACAUCUACAUCAAUUUUUCCAGAAAGAAAAUGGCUAAAGGACCCCAGACUGAAAAUGAAAAGCCGACGAAGACUUGAAUAAAUGAACUUACAUCAAAUGAAGACAUACGGUGAGUCAAAAAAAUGGCCAACACCCAAACCCAACAACAACAGAUGGGUACAUAUUUACGAAUCGCAGGGUAGCCGUGCCCUGAAUCAUACAUUGUGUAGCUGGGUGCUGGGAAAAGCAGCUCAGGGCCUGACUCCUCCCCGAACCACUCCCCCUAAUUAGAGAGAGUAUAAAUGGCACCUGCUGCAAUCAUCCUUCCCCAUGACCCUGUCCUCAUGGUCGGUGGUGCAGGUAGGCUGUCUUUGACCACAUGUUGACAACAAGUUAUUGUCUCUGUACUGACUUGCUUAUAUUUCCUUACAGUCUGCUGACUUCCUAUGGUGGUAAGUGGAGCCUGAAGGAAUACAAAUUGUUUGUACCACAUGGCCAUCCAUUUUUUAACCAUUGUUGUACCAUUUGUUUUAGGUUUACCUGCUGCUGUUUUGUUCACUGCUGUUUAGUUUAGUUCCUUUUGCCAGCUGGGAUUUUCUUGUUUGUUUAGGUUUAGUUUUUAGUCUUAGUUUGCUAUUCAAGCUGAGUGCCAGUAUAUGGGGAGGGCUAGUCCGUAUCACUGUUUGCUGUGGUGGAGCUCACCGGGGAGCACGAAUGAGUGACCUACUUGCUGUGACUGGUUUGCUGACUGCACCUGUGAGUAUUUGGUUGCACCCGCGUGUCACAAAGUAGUAUGCUACCCCAUUAACUGGCCUCAUCUCACCGAGGUUUAGUUUAUUUUUCUGUUUUGAUUUAAAUGUCAGCUUUUACAUGAAGAUUUUAAAACAUUUGUCAGUAAUAAAGAUAUUAAACUGUACUAUUGUUUACAACGUGAUGACUUUGUAUUCUCUUUUUA